AUGGGUGGUGUAUGGAAGGAUAAUCCUACUAAGGUUGCUGAUGCCUUUCUACAUUAUUACAAGCAGCUUUUGGGGAGUAAUCAUGAGUCUAGAACUCUAGUUUUGAAAAAGGUGGUGCAGUUAGGUCCUGUGUGCCAAGCGCACCACAAAGAAAUUCUGAAUGCAAAUUACACUGCAGAUGAAGUUAGGGCUGCUCUUUUCUCUAUUCCAGGAGCCAAGGCACCUGGUCCAGAUGGUUUUGGCAUUACAUACAAGAUUCUCUCCUUUACAGAUUGCUUGAUCUUACUCACCACAUGCUGCACAGUUGGGACAGAAGCAUUCCAGAAACUGCUGUUUCUACUUUGCCAAAUGAAGUACACUGCUGCUGCCAAGUGCCAUAAUACAUCUGCUACUGUAAGGACAAUUAAAGAACAGAUGAGAGUGUUCCUCAUCAUACUGACCACAGAGAAGACAGGUUGCAGAGUUGGAAAUUCCAAUUCUUGCCAGUUUUGCAGUGGAGAUGAAGUUGUUGCUGUUGUUCUCUGCAACAUGGAUCUGGUGAGACAGUAUGGAAGAAAGGGAGUGAAACCUAUUUGUCUCAUGAAAAUUGAUUUACAAAAAGCAUAUGACACAGUUAAUUGGCAGUUUCUCCAGGAAAUGUUAGAGCACUUGGAUUUUCUACAACACUUUGUGAAUUUGGUCAUGCAAUGUGUUUCCACCCCCAUGUUCUCUCUGAUGUUCAAUGGUUCCAUGCAUGGGUUCUUUAAAUCUAAGAGGGGGUUGAGAUAG
Spinacia oleracea (spinach) is the source of this 768-nucleotide messenger RNA. RefSeq lists its product as uncharacterized. Lineage: Eukaryota; Viridiplantae; Streptophyta; Magnoliopsida; Caryophyllales; Amaranthaceae. The coding region runs from base 1 to 768 and encodes 255 amino acids. The transcript is spliced from 4 exons. The record is from RefSeq and is a predicted model, not a curated record.